Fonsecaea multimorphosa CBS 102226 is the source of this 747-nucleotide messenger RNA. RefSeq lists its product as uncharacterized. NCBI's taxonomy places the organism in Eukaryota, Fungi, Ascomycota, Eurotiomycetes, Chaetothyriales, Herpotrichiellaceae. The coding region runs from base 1 to 747 and encodes 248 amino acids. The transcript has a single exon. The record is from RefSeq and is a predicted model, not a curated record. Gene Ontology annotation, cellular component: membrane; endomembrane system.
AUGGCUCCUGACUUGCAGCGGUCCAAGACACCUCGAAUGGACACACUCAUCCGCCGCCACCCGUUACAGAAACUACAGUCUCCCUCACGGGGUGUGUCGGCCUUACUUCACAGCGCCGGGCUCGCGAGUUUCAGCUACAGCUUCAACUGGCUGUCGACGCACCCGAACCACAUCAACCGCGCGUACGGGUGGCAUUUCCAGUACCUGACCAUCAUCGGCCUGACGCUCGCGACCGCCACCUUCAUCCUGGGCCUGUUGGCCGACCUGACGCUGUCGCCGAGACUCUUCGCCGCCAAGAACGUGUUGAGCAUGUGCUCCGCGCCCAUGGAGGUGCUGGUCUCGACGCUCUACUGGGGCCUCCGGGCCAUCGACCCGCAACUCGUCGUGCCCAAGGAAUUGGAACUGCCUCUGCCCGCGGACGUCAGCUUCCAUUUGACCCCCUCGGCGCUCCUCCUCGUCGACCUCCUCCUCUUCAGCCCCCCCUGGACCAUCACCGUCUUACCCGCCAUCCUGCUGUCCACCGUCAUCGCCUUUCUGUACUGGUUCUGGAUCGAGCUGUGUUACUCGUACAACGGCUUCUACCCGUACCCGCUUUUCGGCAUGUUGGACCAGACUCAGCGCGCGGGUCUGUUUGGCUUGUCGGCGGUCGUCAUGGCGGGGAAUACCGUCAUGCUCAAGUGGCUUUACUCGUACCUCCAUGGGUUUCAGAAGACCGGGUCCGAGAGGCCUGGAAAGGUCAAGAAUUAA